This is a messenger RNA of Ictidomys tridecemlineatus (thirteen-lined ground squirrel), 1343 nucleotides long. The record is from RefSeq and is a predicted model, not a curated record. Lineage: Eukaryota; Metazoa; Chordata; Mammalia; Rodentia; Sciuridae.
UGGGGAGAACCACCCAGGGGCCAGCCACCUGCAGCCCGGCGCAGGCUCCGUCAGGAGAGUCAAAGGGGCGGUGCGUCUUCCAAGUCCUACCGCAGCGCCACCCGCACAGCCGGAGCCCAGGACCCGGGCUUCGCGCCCCAUCGGGCACGUUUCCUCGCCCACCGCCCGGCUACCGGAAGUGCCUCGCGCCGAGCUCCACGCCCUACCGGCGGAGGGGAAGCACCGGCACCCGCGGGAAAACCUCCUUUCGCGAGACUCGGCUUGCGAAAACCUGGAGUGCACCAUGUGGCGCGUCUGGGCGGCCCUUCUCCUGCAGCCCACUUACCUGUCAGGCCGCACUGCCGUAAGUCCUGCCCCUGCACCCGCGUCCUCACGGCCUCCAGUUGGCCCUUCGCCUGGAAGCCCGGCACUCGGCCCUCCAUCUGUCUGCAAGAGGCUCCACCCCGCGCGCCGUGCAUGCACAGCCUUUCCUGUGAGCAGCGGAGGACCCUGGGAGCGCCGCGCAGCCGCCAGGGGGCGCCCGCUGAGGACGUCUAUGGCGAGCAGCUGGGAGUCCACCACAGGAACACCCCCAGUGUGCCUGAGCGAGGCCUGCGUCUCAGUGACCAGCUCCAUCUUGAACUCCAUGGACCCCACAGUGGACCCCUGCCAGGACUUCUUCAGCUAUGCCUGUGGGGGCUGCAUCAAGGCCAACCCCGUGCCUGAUGGCCACUCACACUGGGGGACCUUCAGCAACCUCUGGGAACACAAUCAAGCCAUCAUAAAGUACCUGCUGGAAAAUUCCACAGCCAGCUCGAGUGAGGCAGAAAGGAAGGCCCAAGUAUACUACCGCGCAUGUAUGAAUGAAACCAGGAUCGAGGAGCUCAGGGCCAAGCCCCUGAUGGAGCUGAUUGAGAAGCUCAGAGGCUGGAAUAUCACAAGUCCCUGGGCCAAGGACAACUUCCAGGACACCCUGCAGGUGGUCACUGCCCACUACCGAACCUCACCCUUCUUCUCUGUCUAUGUCAGUGCAGACUCUAAGAACUCCAAUAGCAAUGUGAUCCAGGUGGACCAGUCUGGCCUGGGCUUGCCCUCCAGAGAUUACUACCUGAACAAUACUGAAAACGAGAAGGUGCUGACCGAAUACCUGAACUACAUGGUCCAGCUGGGGAAGCUGCUGGGCCGGGGGGAUGAGGACGCCAUCUGGCCCUAGAUGCAGCAGAUCCUGGACUUUGAGACAGCGCUGGCCAAUAUCACCAUCCCCCAGGAGAAGCGUUGGGACGAGGAGCUCAUUUACCACAAAGUGACGGCCGCCAAGCUGCAGGUACCCUGUGCGCCAGCUACUGCAGGGGCAGGGCCACUGG